Molecule: messenger RNA, 378 nt
Organism: Dichomitus squalens LYAD-421 SS1
Lineage: Eukaryota; Fungi; Basidiomycota; Agaricomycetes; Polyporales; Polyporaceae
Exons: 2
Source: RefSeq, a predicted model, not a curated record
UUCUAUCACCAGGGCGAGUUGCGCUUCGAGGCCAAGGUCGACGAGCACAACAGAGGCUACCUCCUAGGCCAUACCAUUGCUCAGCCGAAGAAUGUGCUCUCUGCCUCCACCGCUUGCGAGGAGGACCUCGAUCUUUGGCACAGACGUUGCUCGCACGUCAAUCUAGACGAUCUCCGCUCCAUAAUUCGAAAGGACCUCGUUCAGGGCCUCACCAUCCGCUCCAAGCGUCCACCCAGCCCCAUCUGCGAGCCUCCAUGCCUUGCUGGCAAGCUAAAUCGCCACCCCAUCCCUCGUUUCGCCUCCCGGAGGUUUGUUCGUGUCGCCCUGGUCCACACAGACCUCAAAGGCAAGCUGCCUGUCCCUUCGCCUGAGGGCUAC